Messenger RNA from Hemiscyllium ocellatum (epaulette shark), 7444 nucleotides. RefSeq names its product phosphatidylinositol-binding clathrin assembly protein. The record is from RefSeq and is a predicted model, not a curated record. Gene Ontology annotation, cellular component: clathrin-coated vesicle; synaptic vesicle; clathrin-coated pit. Gene Ontology annotation, molecular function: phosphatidylinositol-4,5-bisphosphate binding; clathrin heavy chain binding; 1-phosphatidylinositol binding. Bases 496 to 2583 code for a protein of 695 amino acids. The transcript has 22 exons. Gene Ontology annotation, biological process: clathrin coat assembly; clathrin-dependent endocytosis; synaptic vesicle budding from presynaptic endocytic zone membrane. NCBI's taxonomy places the organism in Eukaryota, Metazoa, Chordata, Chondrichthyes, Orectolobiformes, Hemiscylliidae.
UGCAGAUCCACCUUAAUCGCUGCCUGUGGAUUCCAUCACCUGACAAACCAGCUCCCCGCGCCGCCAUUUUGACGCUCAGUGCCCGCCCGAGAAAGCGGAAGGAAAAGCCGGGCGGGCACGGGCAGGAGGAGGAGGAGUAGGGAUCAUCUUCACCCCCUCGGAAAAUAUCAUCGGGAGUCCCGUCAGAUACUCCCCCUUUGAAAUCAGACAUGUGCGAAAGCCGUGCCUGUUCGAUUGGUUAAUCGAGGGGUGGGGGGGAAUUAAAAGUCGUUCAGUUUUGAUUAGUAAGGGUUUCAAUUUGGGCCAAAAAAACCGUGUAGUUUUGUUAACACUCACCCCCCCCCCCCAAUUGUUUAAAUCAGGUUUUAUAUAGAGCCCGAGUGUGAACGGGAAGUGUGUGUGUUGUGUUGGAGGGGUGGGAAAAUUUCUGAGCGGUAUUUUUUUCGGGUAUUUCUGGUCGCCUGUUUACCUGAGAAAGGCUCGCGCUGUUGAAUCAUGUCGGGUCAGUCGAUCACGGACCGUAUCACCGCAGCCCAGCACAGUGUCACCGGCUCAGCUGUUACCAAGGCGGCCUGUAAAGCCACUACACACGAAGUGAUGGGCCCCAAGAAGAAGCACCUUGAUUAUUUAAUCCAAUGUACCAACGAGAUGAAUGUGAACAUACCACAAAUGGCAGAUACUCUGUUUGAAAGGGCAACAAACAACAGCUGGGUUGUGGUGUUUAAAGCUUUAAUCACAACGCAUCAUUUGAUGAUGUAUGGGAAUGAGCGUUUUAUACAGUAUUUGGCUUCGAGAAAUACUUUGUUCAACUUGAAUAAUUUUUUGGAUAAAAGUGCCAUGCAGGGGUAUGACAUGUCCACCUUCAUCAGACGGUAUAGCAGAUAUCUUAAUGAAAAGGCACUCUCGUACAGACUAAUGGCAGUUGACUUCACCAAAAUGAAAAGAGGGAUGGAUGGAGUAAUGAGAACAAUGAAUACAGAGAAAUUGCUGAAAACAUUGCCUCUUAUACAAAAUCAGCUGGAUGCACUUCUAGAUUUUGAUGCAAACCCCAAUGAGCUAACUAAUGGAGUAAUAAAUGCUGCCUUCAUGCUACUGUUCAAAGAUUCAAUCAGGCUUUUUGCUGCCUACAAUGAAGGGAUCAUCAACUUACUGGAGAAAUAUUUUGAUAUGAAGAAAAAUCAGUGCAAAGAAGCCUUAGACAUCUACAAAAAAUUUCUGGCUAGAAUGACCAAGUUGUCUGAAUUUCUCAAAACUGCAGAGCAAGUUGGAAUUGAUCAGGGUGACAUUCCAGAUCUUACUCAGGCACCAAGCAGUCUGCUUGAAGCAUUGGAACAGCAUUUGGCUUCCUUAGAAGGAAAAAAAACAAAAGAAUUCUCUGCAGUAAACAGAGCAACAACUCUAUCGAAUGCAGUCUCCACUCUUUCCAACACAGGGAUGUCUUUGAGUAAAGUUGAUGAGCGGGAAAAGCAAGCUGCUCUAGAAGAGGAACAAGCUAGGCUACAGGCGCUCAAGGCAAAGUGCGAUGCUAUUCCACCUGGAUUUGUGAUGCAGGAGCAGCGACACAAAGAAAUGUCUGUGCCACCCCAGUCAGCAACAGCAUCCACAACUGUCUCCCCAAGCUCCACAUCAGGGAAAAGUAUCAGUACAACUGCAACAGUUGAUCUGUUCUCAGCUGCACCAGCAACAAAUACUAACAGUGCCCCUAAUUUGUCCAAUGAUAUCUUCAACCUGGAGUCAGCUUUUGUACCUGCUGUACAGAGCACACCAGCAAUAUCAACCUCAGUAGCUAAUGCAUGGGGAGACCCAUUUACUGCCUCUGGUUGCAUUGACUCUGUCUGUCGUUUGGAUGUGUUUGACAUGCAACCUGUUGAAGAUGUGGUAAAAAUCACAAUUGCAUCUAGUGCUGCUUCAAAGCAGACAUUGGCCCACCAUUUUAGCGAUGUGUUCAACUCUUUUCCUGAGCCAAGUCCAGCUACAUCUACAAACGUUGAACGCUUUCCUGAGGCCGACAUAUUUGCUGCAGGUUUUGCUCCUCAACCAGCCCCACAAAUGAUGGCUCCAUCAACAACAUUGAAUGUGGACUUUGAUUCUGUGUUUGGAUCCAAAUCAGGCCUCUGUGAUGCCAAGAAUGCAAGCGGUGAAAUAUUAAUGCCACAAUCAACUUCACUUGCCAAAGAUGAAACACCGCCAGUGAACCAGCAAAACAACAAACUACUAGCAAAUGACUUGGAUUCAUCCCUUGCCAACCUUGUGGGCAAUUUGAAUUUCGUAGGAACCCCAUUGAAAAGAAUGGAUCAGCAAUGGACCCAGAGUGGAGAAAGGAAAUUAACAGGAGGAACAAACUGGCAGCCAAAGACCACUACAUCGACAUCCUGGAGUGCCGUGCCAAUGAAUGUACCAGGAAUGGUUCCUACCCCAAUGUCUUUCCCAGUGUCAACAUCUCAAGUGCCUGUAUAUGGAAUGGUACCUGCAGUGGGAACAUUGCCUGUGAUACCACAGCACCCAAUGAUGUAUCCUCAACCUGUCAUCAGAGCAACUAACCCUUUUGCACCAGUUAACGGAGCUCAGUUGCAGUUCAUGUAGAGACAUCGGAACUGCAUCAAGGUUCUGUAAGCACCAAAUACCUGGAUGAAGACCGAUGAAUAUGAUCAAGACACGAGGCUUAUUCCUCAUUUUAAACGGUCACUGAACUUGCAAUAUAUUAUUGAUUCCCACUAUAUGUUUCUAAUCAAUUACAAAACCUGUUUUGUGGACAAGUGCUGAGAGCAAUAUAGUCCAAUCUGUCUUCAGUGGUCAUUGGCCUACUGAACAGGCAUAAAUAGAUGUUGAUAUUUAUUGAUCUCUUCCGUGCAGCUGUUUUUCUUUGCUAAACAUAAAAUCAGGAGUAGCUUCAGUUAACAGCAGGAAUGAGAAUGGAUGAAUAAGAGAUUACUAAUAAAUAUCAGCAAUUGAAUGGAAACCUGCAAAAUCCUAGCUCAACCUGGUUCAGAUAGUUUUAAGUUGAUCAGAAAUUGCAUUUGAACUCUUGAAAAGGGUUUUAACUUUCAACUUGCUGUCAGUUAAAAGAUUUCGAUUCAAAAGCUUCAAAAUGAAAAUCCUACUAAUAGUCCUGUUUACUUCCUAUUCCUUUUGAAUAGUUUAGGAGUUCAUCAUUUUCUGACCAGGUGUGUUAUUAGAUUUUUUUUUGUAUUGCAACAGUUAAUGGGUUAUCAUAUUGCUUUGCUAUGCAGAAUAUAAGUUUAUUUUUCACAAUGAGUGAAAAGAAAAAUGACAGUUUGGGGAAUAGGUUUAAUACUCAUGGGAAGUUUAUUUUGAACAAUUUCAAAUCACGAAGCUGCCACCAUUUUUAAAGUUGUAGUCACCGAUCCAUCUCAUUAACGAUUAAAUCAGAGAAAUAGACCAUUAUUGAAUUGACACAAUCUGAUUAAAGAAAGAUGGGGGCAUUUUCUAAUUUCUGCUUGAACCACUAAAUGGUAGAUCUCAGAUAUAGUUUAAUUAGGGGUGAUCUGUUCUGAUUAAAGCUAAACUUGGCUUCUCCAAUAACAUUACAAUCUAUUAGGUUUAGCAAGACCUGGGUAAGAUAUAGUAGUUGUGCUUGCUAGCAACAGGUUAUCAAUACUAUAGUUCCAAUACAACUAGAAACACAAGUUGAAUAUAUCAUGUGCAUAUAAAGCUACUGACCCUAAGGUGUACAUCUAUUUCUGGAUGUGUACAUUCUUCAAAAUAGCUACCCCUUCCCCUUUUAUCAGUACUCAAAAGUAGUUAAUGUUGUGAUUAUGAUUGCAGAAACCAUAACUAAACAAUGUUGGUUUCCUUAUUUUAUACACCCCACGAGCAAAAUUGGAGGUAUUUGUGAGACUGAAAUCUGUUUCCUGUUGAUUUCAGUGGUAAAGUUGCUAAUAAAAUUAAAAGUUCAAUUCUAAAAACCUUACCUUUUUCCCCCCACACACCCUUUUGCUACUCCACAUUGUUUUUGGUACUGUUGCACAGUUUAACUAGCUCAGCUUGCAAAGCAUUUUACUGAGAUUUUGAUUGAGACUGUUCUACAAGCCAGCUGCACCUUCAAAAGGUCAACUGAACAAUAGUCACCAAACACUGAGAGUGCAGGAAUGUUGGGUUUUUUUUGAGAGAAUUGACCCAUCAAAAGCAGACCAAGCAAUCUCAGGCAAUAAUGUAUUAUUCUGGAAAACUAUAGGAAGGCUAAGGUCAAUCUAACAACGUAGAUGCUAAAUGUGAAUGAACCUUGUAUCACAAUAUAAUAUUUUGUUAUUCAUUUGUUCAAGAGAUGUAUUUGGUCUUGUUUUAUUGAACACUCUCUUUACCCAUUUUAAAAUCCUGAUCAUUCUUUAAAGUAAUACAUUUCAGAGAAAUUAAUGAGCAACUGUGAAUUUAAUGGUGGCUUAGGAAUAACAAUGGGAAAAUUGUCGUCUUUCAUCCUCGAGCAAAGUAUUGAAACAGUGACAACCAGCAAAUUUUUAACUUUACACAUUUUGAUGUUCACCUGCCCUUAAUCCUCAAGUUUUUCAAAUUUGCAAAAGUAAUUCAUAUGCUCCAUGUUGCACUAUUUGGUGCUUUACAAAUAAGAUGACAAAUCUAUUCUGCAGAGAAGAUUUGGUGAUAUGUGUUGGAUUGUGAAUGUUAUAUAAAUCUCUGCCAACACAAUUGUCCAUAUGUAGCUGGUUACAAUUUCUUAAUAAAAUUCUGUUGAAAUAUAUGAAUUUUGGUGUACAUAUAGCAUAGCAUAGCUCUUCCUUGUUAAGUUGCUGUAGUAAACCAAGAAGAUUUGUACAAAUUUGUUACUUUAAAUUUUUUAAUGUGACCAAUCAGAAAAACCUUUCUCCAUAUUAUUUAUUUUUAAGUAUCAUUUGAUGUCAGUUUUCCCAUCUAAAUUUUAAUAUUUAUAAUUUAAUUGCAAGCUCUGAAACCUUCAAGGAGCAGUGAAAUAUCAUUUGAGGUUAUCAUGUUUUUGAUUUGUGCCAGGUAUUUUAAUUGAAUUUUAUUUUUCUUCAUUUUCACAAUUUAAAAAUAUAUCUUUAGCACAGUUUCAUAUGAAGUUAAGGAGAAAAGGAGAACAAGACAACAUACACUGUUUUUGUGCCAAAAGCCUUUGUUCUAGGUUUUAAUCUAAAUGUGCAAAAUUUGAAGUAUUGUAGAAUUUUUCAAAGUUUUACUAAACAAAGCAAAGGUUAGCUCAAAUUUCACUCGCAACCUAGAUUAUUUAUCCACAAAGCACAUCAAAUAUUUCAAGCUUUGAAAAAUAUUGAUUAUUACAUAUAUGCAGAUUUAUUUAAUGCCAGGAAUGCAAAACAACUUGUUUAGCACAUCACCUUGGGCUAAACUUUAUAUGCAAGAAAGUUCUCCUUAAACGAAUAUAAACUCUCUUGUUUGUAUCGAAUUUGAAUAAUUCGAGAUGUUAUUCAUUAGAAACAAAGUUGUCCAGGUGAUUUUUUUUUUAAAAAAUGCUUUCAGCUGUCACUAUCUUAAACUAAUCACGUACUGCUACUUUUCUCCUCGCUCCACCUCAAUAGCUCUGGUAAAAGUCAUGGCAUAAUUUUUGUAACAAAUCAUACAGCUCAAAUUAAUGUAAAUCACAGCCAGAGUAUUUGGUUUAAUUAAUGAGGACUGUCAUGCAUUUCUUUAAUUUUAUUUUACUGAACUAUUGGAAGCUACAGUAGAGAAAGACAAUAAUACCAAGAUGCAGAACACCCCCCUCCUGAGUGAAAUCUAUGUAAAUCAAGUACUAGUCAGGUUUUUAUCUGUUAUACUUCCUGUAAUUUGUACUUCAAAUUACAAAAUGUUCUGCAAUGACCAGAGUCCUAGGCUAUCUCAUCCUCUUGGGCUGUGCUGGAAUGCAUCAUGAAAUUAUUGCAAGAUUGACCUAUGAAGGCUAAGUUGCUCUGUUAUAAAAAUAUAUAUUUUAAAACAGUUAAUGUUAUCUUGCAUAAAAUGGGAAAAUGUUGGAAGCACUCAGCAGGUAACUUUAGCAAGACAGGAAUAUGCCAUACUUUCAGACCUGACACUCCCCUUCAUACUUCUGAACUAAUUUAUAGGGAAAGAAAGAUCAAUGCUGGCUACUUGAGAUUAAGAGCAGAAAAACUUUGAAUUAGAAUGCUCAGUGUUAUAUAAUCAAAGUUUGCACAAGUAAUUUUUUUUUUAAAUGUGGAUUUAGAAUAGGUGGCAAAUUUUAGGAAUCCCUUUCUAGUAAUGAUGACAUUCCAGGUGCCAUAGAUAUGCUACUGCAAGACCCUUUAAUUCAGAAACAGUCAGUAGAGCCCUACAACUUGCUGACAGCAUAGACCAACAAAACUUGAGUUUGUAUUCAGUUUUCUAUAUUGCCAAAUACCAUAGCUCCUUCCUAUUUCUCUACCCUAGACCUUAUUUCAUUGUACUUGGUGCUUUGACUUUGACUUAGUGAUGGGUUUAUUAAGUUGCAGUAUGCUCAGUUACAUGUGUGGUGGUGUUCAAACCAUUUUUGUCAUCUGUUAGUUUUCUAUCUAAAGUAAGUAACACUAUGACCCAUCACAAAUUGGCAAAAAAAGUUGAGAGCCACCAAGUACACUCAAUUGUAUACAAAUGUGCCAAUGCAGUAAGCAGCUAAGAGUAUGCUGUAUAGAAAGUUUGUUUCCUUGCUACCUCCAGUAUGGAAUUAUAAUUGACUCAGCUGCAAUAAUUUAUUCAGGUUUUGAUUUUUGCAUGGAAAUUCCUUCAAAAGUACUUGUCUGCAUAUGUUUUACAAAAAUAUUCCUUUUCCAAUUCUAAUGUAGUUAAAGCACAUUGGCUUGUUGCCUUUUUUGUGAACCAAUACAAGCUUAACAUGUAGAAGAAACAUUUAAACCUUCUAUACUCUUUGUAGGAAUGUUUUUUUUUCAGAUUCUGGCCACGUGCUAUAUUUGAAAUCUUCCCUCAAUACAUUCAGUUUAAAAAGUCAACAUAACUCAAAGAUAUGUAAGCAAGUAAAAUGCUGAAAGUAUUUCCUUCACACUAUAAACUACCUUUUCCAUCAUUUAACUGGCUUAGUGCAUUAUUGCUUCACUUAAAAUCUUCCAACAUUAUAUGUACCUUUUUGUGGUAAAUGUGUGAGCACUGAAAUAAGCAGAGGGCAGUUACCGUGGAUUUGUGUUUUUAGAAGCAGGUGUUGAAUCGAAUAAAUAAUUACAGCACUGUGGAUCGGUGCUUCUUUGUAAAUAAGUGCAGGAACUUUCUUUGUUUUUUGGGUAGUUUAUGCUGUGAGGGGAACAAAAAUAACUAUCUCUGAAUUGCAACAAAUAAAAAUUACCCUGUUGUAUUGCAUUUCUGCAGAUUAUAUUUUUUGAGUAAUUGAAACCUGUAUAUGUUAUCAUUUAUACAUUUGCAGUAAUUAGUAAACUUAGAAACAGCGAGUUUCAUCAGGGUUGUAUUUGAUUCUGAAAUCAGUGUAUGGGCAAGUGCAUUAUUGCAUAAUAAA